Zophobas morio is the source of this 2400-nucleotide messenger RNA. RefSeq names its product vacuolar protein sorting-associated protein 51 homolog (gene Vps51). The record is from RefSeq and is a predicted model, not a curated record. Gene Ontology annotation, cellular component: GARP complex; EARP complex; membrane. Gene Ontology annotation, biological process: endocytic recycling; Golgi vesicle transport; lysosomal transport. The transcript has 11 exons. NCBI's taxonomy places the organism in Eukaryota, Metazoa, Arthropoda, Insecta, Coleoptera, Tenebrionidae. Bases 86 to 2308 code for a protein of 740 amino acids.
CGUCACCUGUCAAAACAACGUCAAACGACCACAACCUGUUUUAGAACAGCGAUAUUUUAGAAAAACCAGUCAUUAAAAAACAACCAUGACUGAAAAAAAACCAAACCCUUUGGACCUCAACAGCUCCAAUUUCAACCCUAACAUGUACUUGGACAAACUAUUCAAAGAAUCAAACCUAAAACAAAUAAUGGACCACGAAAGCGAAAUCGUGAAAGACACCCAAACCCUACAUUCCGACAUGCAAACCCUAGUAUAUGAAAACUACAACAAAUUUAUAUCUGCUACAGACACUAUAAAAAAAAUGAAAGUCGACUUUAAAAAAAUGGAAACUGAAAUGGAUCUGUUGGCGUCAAACAUGGCUUCAAUCACGUCGUUCUCAGACCAGAUUAACUCGACCCUGCGGGGGACUAGAACCCAAAUCAACAAACUAUCAGGCGUGCACACCCUCUUGCAGCGGCUGCAAUUCCUGUUUAAACUACCAACAAGCUUGAAGUCUCGAAUGGAAGAAAAAAGCUACAUUGAAGCCGUCCACGACUAUCUGCACGCCCAGCGCGUGUUAGAACAAUACGGGAAUUUACCCUCCUUGCAGGGGAUCAAAUCAGACUGUGAAACCAUUUUAGUGGAAUUAAAAAAAGAGCUGCGCAAACAUUUCAGCGACCCGCAGGCGUCAGCCAAAGAGUUGACAGAGUCAGUGGAUUUACUACUCCAGUUGAACGAGCCAGCGAGCGAACUAUGCUCGGAAUUUUUAGUUUGUGCCGAAAAACGCCUAAGCGACCAGUUAGUCCUUCUGAAAGACCAGAGUGAGCAGCGGGAUAUCACGGAAUUUAUUGAUCUAGGCUGUUCCGGAUUUUUAAGCGACCUUUGUCUAGUUGUAGCGUCUUUUGAUGACAUGUUUAUCAACAGAAACACGAACGAGAAUAUCGAAAACAGCGACAUUUUUGAGAAUUUCGCCGCCACGGAGUUGAACAAUUUUGUUAAACAAAAUAUGCAGAAGUAUUUUGAGUUGGUACAAAGUAAGGUUGAUCUGGAGCAGGAUGUAGGGGAUACGGGAAUUUUAGUACAGGCGCUGGAUAGGUUUUAUAGGAGAAUUGAAAGCAACACGUUGUGUAGAGACGUGGAUUUUUCAGCGGUGGCUACAGACAUCGUUAUAAACGCUGGACGCAAACAAUGCAAAGCACAUUUACAAAUUCUGAAAAUGCACUUCGCCGACUCCGUCACUAAAAUCCGGCAAAGUUUAACCACGCCGAAACUCGUGAGUCAGGAAGACUCCUCCAAAAACCUCAAUGAGCUCCUCAGCUCACUUAUAUUAUCAAUCGUGGAAAAAAUUAAAGGGGUUUUACAAGAUCUUGUGGUAUUCAUCCAACCUGAAAUUAAUUUCGCUCAAAAACCCCAAUUCAAAGAUAGUUUCUGUGUGGACAACGUCAGAGAAGGCCUCAUUGUUUGCUUCAUGCACCACCUAACGGCCACCGCUAGAAGCUACUGCGCAAAAGUGGCAUCCGAUUUAAAAAUCCCACCAACUUUGCUGCUUUUGUUGUCAAAGUUGUGUCUAGAUUUUCAGAGCGGGAGCGUCGGUUUUUUGCUUUCACAAACUGACGAGUUGUUUCAAAUAAAUCCGGCGCAAAGCGCUGGCUUGACUAAUGAAUAUGAGAUAAGUAUGACAAUGCAGGAGUCUGCGCAAGAAUUGCUGAACUAUUUUGUGAGGAUUCAAGGACUUAAUGUCUCACAAAUGUUAAGAAAAAGUGUUGAAACUAGAGAUUGGCUUCACACUAUUGAACCUAGGACUGUUAGAGCUGUAAUGAAACGUGUGGUUGAAGAUAUUUCCGCAAUUGAUGCGACCGUAGCGCUCCUAUACGAAGAUCAGGGAACUAAUACAGAACACAGUAGCGAUUCAAGUAGAAAAACGCACAGUAUUUCAGUAUCAAGACACCAAUACAGGUCAAACUGGUCUAGUUUAACCCCCAAUCACUUGGACUCCGCUCUAGUUUCAAACAUGCAUAAAUUAUUUAGUGAGCGCAUAGAAAUAUUUUCUACAGUAGAAUUCAACAAAAUUUCUAUUCUGACUGGGAUUAUUAAAAUUAGUCUGAAGACUUUUAUGGAAUGUGUGCGUCUGAAAACGUUCAGCAAAUAUGGGUUACAACAAAUACAAGUGGACACUCAUUAUUUACAACUAUAUCUCUGGCGAUUUGUGGCAGAUGAAAAUUUGGUCCAUUUUCUCCUGGAUGAAAUAUUAGGAUCAGCGGUACACAGGUGCCUGGAACCAAUUCUGAUGGAACCUAGUGUAGUAGACAUAAUUUGUGAAAGAGGAUAAAAUCAUAAAGUAUUUUGGCAUUUUUAAUAUAAACAUUGUGAUAUAAACAUUCCAUUUUUUUUUUAAGUAUGUUAAUAAAAAGUGCCACUGUC